Messenger RNA from Jaculus jaculus (lesser Egyptian jerboa), 7107 nucleotides. RefSeq names its product protein tyrosine phosphatase receptor type S (gene Ptprs). The record is from RefSeq and is a predicted model, not a curated record. The transcript has 36 exons. Lineage: Eukaryota; Metazoa; Chordata; Mammalia; Rodentia; Dipodidae. Bases 186 to 6008 code for a protein of 1940 amino acids. Gene Ontology annotation, molecular function: protein binding; protein tyrosine phosphatase activity. Gene Ontology annotation, biological process: protein dephosphorylation.
CGGUCCGCGCGGCCAGCCCCGGCUCGGCGCGGAUCCGAUGCCCCAAGCAGGAUGUGAGGCGAGGCCGCGCCGGGGGAGCCCAGCCCGCCGCUCCGCAGACGCUGCCCCUCCUGACACUCUGAUUGAUACUUCUCAGUGAGGGACGGGGGACCGUCCCCCUGCCAGGGCGGAGGGUGCCACCAAGUAUGGCGCCCGCCUGGGGUCCUGGUGUGACAUCAGUGGUGGGUCCUGUGGGUCUCUUCCUGGUGCUACUGGCCGGGGGCUGCACGGCAGAAGAGCCACCCAGGUUUAUCAAGGAACCCAAGGACCAGAUAGGAGUGUCGGGGGGUGUGGCCUCCUUCGUGUGCCAGGCCACGGGUGACCCCAAGCCACGGGUGACCUGGAACAAGAAGGGCAAGAAGGUCAACUCUCAGCGCUUUGAGACCAUCGAGUUUGACGAGAGCUCGGGGGCUGUGCUGAGGAUCCAGCCACUGCGGACGCCCCGCGAUGAGAAUGUGUAUGAGUGUGUGGCCCAGAACUCAGCCGGGGAGAUCACCGUGCACGCCAAGCUCACUGUCCUCCGAGAGGACCAGCUGCCCCCUGGCUUCCCCAAUAUCGACAUGGGCCCACAACUGAAGGUGGUGGAGCGCACGAGGACAGCCACAAUGCUCUGUGCCGCCAGUGGAAACCCUGACCCUGAGAUCACUUGGUUUAAGGACUUCCUGCCCGUGGAUCCCAGUGCCAGCAAUGGGCGGAUCAAACAGCUGCGGUCAGGGGCCCUGCAGAUUGAGAGCAGCGAAGAGACGGAUCAGGGCAAGUACGAGUGUGUGGCCACCAACAACGCCGGCGUGCGCUACUCCUCACCCGCCAACCUCUACGUGCGAGAGCUUCGAGAAGUCCGCCGUGUGGCCCCACGCUUCUCCAUCCUGCCCAUGAGCCAUGAAAUCAUGCCAGGCGGGAAUGUGAACAUCACUUGCGUGGCUGUGGGCUCACCUAUGCCCUAUGUGAAGUGGAUGCAGGGGGCUGAGGACCUGACUCCUGAGGACGACAUGCCCGUGGGUAGGAAUGUUCUAGAACUCACGGACGUCAAGGACUCAGCCAACUACACUUGUGUGGCCAUGUCCAGCCUGGGCGUCAUUGAAGCUGUAGCUCAGAUCACGGUGAAAUCUCUCCCCAAAGCCCCUGGAACCCCCGUGGUGACCGAGAAUACCGCCACCAGCAUCACCAUCACGUGGGACUCGGGUAACCCCGAUGCCGUGUCCCACUACGUCAUCGAGUACAAGUCUAAGAGCCAGGAUGGGCCAUACCAGGUCAAGGAUGAUGUGACCACCACGCGCUACAGCAUCGGCGGCCUGAGCCCCAACUCUGAGUAUGAGAUCUGGGUGUCGGCCGUGAACUCCAUUGGCCAGGGCCCCCCCAGUGAGGCGGUGGUGACGCGCACGGGUGAGCAGGCCCCAGCCAGCGCCCCGCGGAAUGUGCAGGCUCGGAUGCUGAGCGCCAGCACCAUGAUUGUACAGUGGGAGGAGCCCGUGGAGCCCAAUGGGCUCAUCCGGGGCUACCGCGUCUACUACACCAUGGAGCCUGAGCACCCCGUGGGCAACUGGCAGAAGCACAAUGUGGAUGACAGCCUGCUCACUACUGUGGGCAGCCUCCUGGAAGACGAAACAUACACUGUCCGCGUGCUGGCCUUCACCUCCGUGGGCGAUGGGCCGCUCUCUGACCCCAUCCAGGUCAAGACCCAGCAGGGAGUGCCUGGCCAGCCCAUGAACUUGCGGGCCGAGGCCAAAUCAGAGACAAGCAUUGGGCUCUCAUGGAGCCCCCCACGGCAGGAGAGUGUCAUCAAGUACGAGCUGCUCUUCCGUGAGGGUGACCGUGGCCGAGAGGUGGGGCGGACCUUCGACCCAACCACGACCUUCGUGGUGGAUGACCUCAAGCCCAACACAGAGUACGCCUUCCGCCUGGCGGCUCGCUCGCCACAGGGCCUGGGUGCCUUCACCGCGGUGGUGCGCCAGCGCACGCUGCAGUCCAAGCCGUCAGCCCCCCCUCAAGACGUUACGUGCACCAGCUUGCGCUCCACGGCCAUAUUGGUAAGUUGGCGUCCGCCGCCGCCAGAAACUCACAACGGGGCCCUGGUGGGCUACAGCGUCCGCUACCGACCACUGGGCUCAGAGGAGCCGGAAUCCAAGGAGGUGAACGACAUCCCCCCGACCACCACCCAGAUCCUCCUGGAGGCCCUGGAGAAGUGGACCGAGUACCGUGUCACGGCGGUGGCUCACACAGAGGUGGGACCAGGGCCCGAGAGCUCGCCCGUGGUCAUCCGCACCGACGAAGACGUGCCCAGCGCGCCCCCUCGGAAGGUGGAGGCGGAGGCGCUCAACGCCACGGCCAUCCGCGUGCUGUGGCGCUCGCCCACGCCCGGCCGCCAGCACGGGCAGAUCCGCGGCUACCAGGUCCACUACGUGCCUAUGGAGGGCGCCGAGGCCCGCGGGCCGCCCCGCAUCAGGGACGUCAUGCUUGCUGAUGCCCAGUGGGAGAUGGACGACACGGCCGAAUAUGAAAUGGUCAUCACAAACCUGCAGCCUGAGACCGCGUACUCCAUCACAGUAGCCGCAUACACCAUGAAAGGCGAUGGCGCUCGCAGCAAACCCAAGGUGGUGGUGACCAAGGGAGCAGUGCUGGGCCGCCCCACCCUGUCGGUGCGGCAGACGCCGGAGGGCAGCCUGUUGGCGCGCUGGGAGCCCCCAGCCAGCACCAGCGAGGACCCGGUGCUUGGCUACCGCUUGCAGUUUGGCCGGGAGGACUCGUUGCCACUGGCCACGCUGGAGUUCCCGCCCUCCGAGCACCACUACACGGCAUCGGGCGUGCACAAGGGGGCCACGUACGUGUUCCGGCUGGCGGCCCGCAGCCGCGGCGGUCUGGGCGAGGAGGCGGCCGAGGUCUUGAGCAUCCCUGAGGACGUGCCCCGCGGCCACCCGCAGAUCUUGGAGGCGGCUGGCAAUGCCUCGGAGGGUACUGUCCUGCUGCGCUGGUUGCCCCCCGUGCCCGCCGAGCGCAAUGGGGCCAUCACCAAGUACACAGUGGCCGUGCGUGAGGCUGGCGAGCUGGGCCCCCCAAGAGAGACCGAGGUGCCAUCUGCAGCCGAACCAGGGGCUGAGAAUGCGCUCACACUGCGGGGCCUCAAGCCGGACACGGCCUAUGACCUCCAAGUGCGGGCUCAUACAAGCCGGGGCCCUGGCCCCUACAGCCCCCCUGUCCGCUACCGCACGUUCCUGCAGGAUCAAGUCUCUCCCAAGAACUUCAAGGUUAAGAUGAUCAUGAAGACCUCAGUGCUGCUCAGCUGGGAGUUCCCUGACGGCUACAACUCGCCCACACCCUAUAAGAUCCAGUACAGUGGGCUCACGCUGGACGUAGAUGGCCGCGCCACCAGAAAGCUCAUCACUCAUCUCAAGCCACACACCUUCUACAACUUCGUGCUCACCAACCGCGGCAGCAGCCUGGGCGGCCUGCAGCAGACUGUCACUGCCAGGACAGCCUUCAACCUGCUCAGCAGCAAGCCCAGCGUCGCCCCCAAGCCUGACGCCGAUGGCUUCAUCGUGGUGUACCUGCCCGACGGCCAGAGCCCCGUGACUGUGCAGAACUACUUCAUCGUGAUGGUCCCUCUGCGCAAGUCUCGAGGCGGCCAGUUCCCCACCCUGCUGGGCAGUCCAGAGGACAUGGACCUGGAGGAGCUCAUCCAGGACAUAUCCCGCCUGCAGAGGCGCAGCCUGCGGCACUCGCGCCAGCUGGAGGUGCCCCGGCCUUACAUCGCAGCCCGCUUCUCUGUCCUCCCGUCCAUCUUCCAUCCUGGGAACCAGAAACAAUACGGUGGCUUUGACAAUAGGGGCCUAGAGCCCGGCCACCGCUACGUUCUCUUUGUGCUCGCUGUGCUGCAGAGGAAUGAGCCUCAGACAUUCGCAGCCAGCCCCUUCUCAGACCCCUUCCAGCUCGACAACCCAGAUCCCCAGCCCAUCGUGGAUGGGGAGGAGGGCCUUAUCUGGGUGAUAGGGCCUGUGCUGGCCGUGGUCUUCAUCAUCUGUAUUGUGAUCGCCAUCCUGCUGUAUAAGAACAAACCUGACAGUAAACGCAAGGACUCGGAGCCGCGCACCAAAUGCCUGCUGAACAAUGCUGACCUGGCCCCCCACCAUCCCAAGGAUCCUGUGGAAAUGAGACGCAUUAAUUUCCAGACUCCAGAUUCGGGCCUCAGCAGCCCCCUCAGGGAGCCGGGGUUACACUUGGAAAGCAUGCUCAGUCACCCGCCCGUCCCCAUCGCAGACAUGGCUGAGCACACAGAGAGACUGAAAGCCAACGACAGCCUCAAGCUCUCUCAGGAAUACGAGUCCAUCGACCCAGGGCAGCAGUUCACAUGGGAGCACUCCAACCUAGAGGUGAACAAGCCCAAGAACCGCUAUGCCAAUGUCAUCGCCUACGACCACUCCCGGGUCAUUCUUCAACCCAUUGAAGGCAUUGUGGGCAGUGAUUACAUUAAUGCCAACUAUGUGGAUGGCUACCGGAGGCAAAACGCAUACAUCGCCACACAGGGACCUCUGCCUGAGACCUUUGGGGACUUCUGGCGUAUGGUGUGGGAGCAGCGGUCAGCCACCAUUGUGAUGAUGACACGGCUAGAGGAAAAGUCGCGGAUCAAAUGUGAUCAGUAUUGGCCCAACCGAGGCACAGAGACCUAUGGCUUCAUCCAGGUCACCCUGUUGGACACCAUUGAGCUGGCCACAUUCUGCGUGAGGACCUUCUCCCUGCACAAGAAUGGCUCCAGCGAGAAACGUGAGGUUCGCCACUUCCAGUUUACUGCAUGGCCAGACCACGGGGUACCUGAGUACCCGACACCCUUCCUGGCUUUCCUCCGGAGGGUCAAGACCUGCAACCCACCCGACGCCGGCCCUGUUGUGGUACACUGCAGCGCUGGUGUGGGCCGCACAGGCUGCUUCAUCGUCAUUGACGCCAUGCUGGAGCGUAUCAAGCCAGAGAAGACGGUGGACGUGUAUGGGCAUGUGACGCUAAUGCGCUCCCAGCGGAACUACAUGGUCCAGACGGAGGACCAGUACAGCUUCAUCCACGAGGCUCUGCUGGAGGCCGUGGGCUGUGGCAACACUGAGGUCCCCGCCCGCAGCCUCUACUCCUACAUCCAGAAGCUGGCACAGGUGGAGCCGGGCGAGCAUGUCUCUGGCAUGGAGCUAGAGUUCAAGCGGUUGGCCAAUUCCAAGGCCCACACGUCCCGCUUCAUCAGCGCCAAUUUGCCGUGUAACAAGUUUAAGAACCGCCUGGUAAACAUCAUGCCAUAUGAGAGCACACGCGUGUGCCUGCAGCCCAUCCGGGGUGUGGAGGGCUCUGACUACAUCAACGCCAGCUUCAUCGAUGGCUACAGGCAACAGAAAGCUUACAUCGCCACGCAGGGCCCCCUGGCCGAGACCACGGAGGACUUCUGGCGCAUGCUGUGGGAGAAUAACUCCACCAUUGUAGUGAUGUUAACCAAGCUGAGGGAGAUGGGCCGGGAGAAAUGUCACCAGUAUUGGCCAGCUGAGCGCUCAGCUCGAUACCAGUACUUCGUGGUGGAUCCCAUGGCAGAGUACAACAUGCCUCAGUAUAUCCUGCGGGAGUUCAAGGUCACAGACGCUCGGGACGGCCAGUCCCGGACCGUCCGGCAGUUCCAGUUCACAGACUGGCCGGAGCAGGGUGUGCCAAAGUCCGGCGAGGGCUUCAUCGACUUCAUCGGCCAGGUGCACAAGACCAAGGAGCAGUUCGGCCAGGACGGGCCCAUCUCUGUCCACUGCAGUGCUGGCGUGGGCCGAACUGGAGUCUUCAUCACACUCAGCAUCGUGCUGGAGCGCAUGCGGUACGAGGGCGUGGUGGACAUCUUCCAGACGGUGAAGGUGCUGCGCACGCAGAGGCCGGCCAUGGUGCAGACGGAGGAUGAGUACCAGUUCUGCUACCAGGCGGCUCUGGAGUACCUCGGGAGCUUCGACCACUAUGCAACCUAAAGCCAUGGUCCCCACAGCCACCAUAGGCCCUGAUGCCACUGCCCAAGCCAAGAGGACCCCAGCGGCCUAGACCCCCAGCGGGCAGGGCGGAAGGACAUGGCACAGAGGCUGCCGGUUGGCGCUGUCUGGGGACAACGCAGAACCUUGAGUCCCCCUGUGCAGCCCAGCGGUGUCCCUUGUCACCUGCCGCCUUCCAAUACUUGGCACAUUCCUCAUUUCCUUCCAAUUCCAAAACGAGGCCCCGGGUGGGGGGUGGGGGGUGGUGAGCACACACGGGGUGCUGCCCGGGGGCCUCCCAGGAGGGUAGGCAGAGGCCAUGGACUCCCGGGAGCUCCCUCCUGCCCGACAACCUGGGGACACUGGGCCAGUGCAGAGCUGAACUUUGCUUAAACUCUCCCAUGUGACUGUAUUCAGUGACAUUUCCUUUUUUUUAAAUAGUGUAUUUUUUUUCUUUGCAUUUUUUAAAAAGAGGAGACAAAGACUUGCCAGCCAACCAUUUAAAAACAAAAAAGAUCAACAUUGCUGAUGUUCUGUCCAGAGACAAGACGUCUAUUUUUUCACAGUAUCUUCAUCCUCGCGUGAUAGUUCGUUUGGGAGCGUGUGCGACUUUCCCUCCAGCUGGCUUUUGUGGGGUUGUCCCCCUGCCAUUAAGAGCUGUCACCUUUCAUGUGGGAAUGGGACUUUGUUGACCUUCCAAGGUUUUGUUUUUUUUUUCUUGACACCGCCUUUCUUUUUUUUUUUUUUUAAUUAAAUUUUCAGACAAAUCAAGUACAGCAAUUGUGGGGGUGAAGCACGGGGUGGGGGGACCUGGACCACCAUCAGCACGUCCAGACCAACAGGGGUCUGUGGGGACACUGCUGCAUAGGACACCAUGGCCUGAACACACCUGCCUCCUGCCCCUGCAGAGGGAUCCAAACCCCGGGGCAGGGAGGAUGGUCCCACUUCCAGGAGGGGCCUAUGCCCACAUCGCGGACCGUGUCCCCCACCCGGCCCCAAGCAAGUGAGUUUUUUCUCUUUGUACCAGAGCGGAGAAAUGGCUGGGUGGAGCUCCACCCCCGUAUGUAGAUACCGACUUUGUAUUAAAGGAAGAGCGUCCGGU